Molecule: messenger RNA, 780 nt
Organism: Penicillium alfredii
Lineage: Eukaryota; Fungi; Ascomycota; Eurotiomycetes; Eurotiales; Aspergillaceae
Exons: 2
Coding region: 1-780 (259 amino acids)
Source: RefSeq, a predicted model, not a curated record
AUGGCACCGGACAGAACACACGCUAAAUUCACCGGCGCUCCUGACUACGACAAUGCCGAAUUCUGGGAUGUUCGAUUUGCCACCGGCCAGGAUGUGGGUGAAUGGUUGAAUUCUGGCGAAGUGCUCCUGGAAGCUGUCCUCCAUGAGCUGGAGCGCCGCCCAGCGGUGGUCGCGCGCAACCCCCCUCGCGUGUUACAUCUGGGUCCGGGUAUUUCCCAACUGGGAGGGAGGUUGCGCGACGCUUGUGUCAACCGACAAUGGCUGGGUAAUGGGAUCGUGAACGUCGACUUCUCCGCCGAGGCCGUCCGCCUGGGCCAGGAAUUUGAAAGUCAGAGAAAUCCCAAUCACGCGAUGCCGUGGCUACGCAUUGACUUGCGUUCGUGGCAUGACGUUUCUGCCCUCUACCGCUUUGCACCCUUUGAUGUGAUUCUGGACAAAAGUACUAGCGACGCCAUUGCCACCGCUGGCGACCAAAUCUUUUCCUUUACCGAUGACCUCUCUAGCACCAGCCCCACUGUUCGUGAAAUUUUGUCGAAAGCCACGACGGCUACUUUGCCUCCGGUAGAACUGUUGGCCUUACAACUCGUUCCAUUAACCCGCAAGGGAACCACAUGGAUUGCUUUAUCGUACUCGGCUACCCGAUUCGAUAAUUUGCCCUACCUGAUGGAAUACUGGACACUAUGCUCCCGCACCCCAUUGAAGGCCCCUCCCGGUCCCGUCGCUUCUACAACUCAUACCCCGGACGUGUUCCACUGGAUAUACGUCAUGAAGCGAAAAUAA